Molecule: messenger RNA, 1320 nt
Organism: Rotaria socialis
Lineage: Eukaryota; Metazoa; Rotifera; Eurotatoria; Philodinida; Philodinidae
Source: the annotation of a GenBank genome assembly
AUGUAUUUCUCAAUUCCGGAUACGACAGAAGUUUCUGCAAAACGAAGUAGUAAUCAACAAGCGCAUACAUUAUUCAAUAUUCAUAUAAAUGGUAUCCAUCAUUGUAGUUUGCGUUAUUCUCAAUUGCAUGCAUUUCAUGACGAACUGCAACGAUCAUUUCCAGUUUCGAUGAUUCACAUACAACCAUUUCCACCGAAAAAAAUCUUUAGUUUAUCAUUGCGUGAAACCGAUGAACGACGCUUACUACUCGAGCGUUAUUUACAAUCAGUAGUACAACAUAAAUCUCUCAUAGCUUCUUCUUAUGUUAAUGAUUUCUUUUUCAAUGCUCAACGUGAAACAUUUCUGAAUGAAUCCAUCAAUAAAACAUUCCCUGAAAAAAUUAAUUUUACAAUUCAUCUAUUAAAUCAACAUAAAAUAACUAUUGAAAAUCUUUCAGCCAAUGACAAUACAUCAAAAUUACUUGAUGCAUGUGCAAAUAAAAUGCAAUUAGACAAUGAAUAUUUAACUUAUUUUUCAUUAUUUUUUUAUGAACUAAAAAAUAAUCAAUUGAGUAUUAUUCGACCAUUGUUUUCUUUUGAAUCUCCAUAUCUAUCAUUAGAAAAAGCAUUAAAAACCAAUGGAAAUUAUUGUCUUGUAUUUAAAAGAACUUAUUGGGAUUUAAGUCAAGAUUUGAAAUUAAUCGAUAAUCGUCGUACACGUAAUCUAUUAUUUAUUCAAUCACAAUAUGAUAUUGAACAAAGUCAAGAUUUAUAUCCAAGUGGUAUCUAUCAACAAUUAAAAAUUCUAUUCGAUAAUAAUUCAUUGAAAGAAUACAUUUUAUUAGCACGCACAUCGAAAUUCUAUGGUUAUAUCAUACUUAAAGAAUGUUCAAUCAAUGAUCUAACAACAAAUAAACUUUCACAAUGUAUAUUAGCUAUUGGCAAUAAUGAAUUAGUUUCGCAUUUGUAUCGUGAUGAUAAGAAAAAAGCGAAUUCAUUUGCGAAAGAAUUUUCUUUUAAAGUUACACGCAUUCGAUGUUGGAAAGUGAAUUGGACAAAGCAAAAUGUGAAUAUAUCUUUUGAAUAUUUAGUUAAGAAAGAUACUUUAGAAUGGAUUACGAUCCAUACUGAACAAGCUGCUUUGGUUAGUAUUUGCUUACAAAGUAUGGUCGAUGAAAUCUUAGCGAAAACAACAGGUCCAACGAGUCCCGUACAAGUGUCCGACUCACCAAAGACUCAACCUAAUAUUACAAAUGGUCUUCCUACACGCUCAAAAUCAGAUUUAGAUCGAUUAAAUAAUAAUGAUUUAUUCGAUAAAGGUGAUGGUGACGAUGAUUUAUAG